Molecule: messenger RNA, 1599 nt
Organism: Penicillium brevicompactum
Lineage: Eukaryota; Fungi; Ascomycota; Eurotiomycetes; Eurotiales; Aspergillaceae
Exons: 4
Coding region: 1-1599 (532 amino acids)
Biological process (GO): transmembrane transport
Molecular function (GO): transmembrane transporter activity
Source: RefSeq, a predicted model, not a curated record
AUGUCAACGAAUGACCUCAAACCCCACGUCGAGUUUCUGGAGGAAGUUGGCACUAAGAAAACAAAACAAGAUGUGUUGAUUGACAACAGGGGAGCGGUGCAGCGCUUACCUGUACCCAGUGAUGAUCCUAAUGACCCGCUCAACUUCAAGAGAUGGGAGAAGUUCGGCAUCGUAUUCAGUUGCUGCUGGUUUUCCGUUAUGUCCUUGUCAGUGGUUGGAGGACUUGGAGCUAUUCUCGGUAUUUUCAUUGAGCUUUACGGUCUUCGGGGUGUCACGCCGACGCAGGUCGUUUGGCUGGGGACAUUUCCUUCGCUCUUCGUUGGAGUUGGAAAUUACCUACUACUCCCACUGGGCUUAGUGUAUGGCCGACGAGCAGCAACAAUCAUAUCAAUUAUUGUUUUGCUUGGAUCCACAAUCGGAUGUGCAUUGUCAAACACAUUUGAGCAACAUCUCGGUCUACGCAUACUCCAAGGUCUGGCCACAGGUGCUACUGAAUCGUUACUUCCUCUCAUGUUAUCCGAGGUGACAUUUGUACAUCAACGCGGGCUGGUAUUCGGCGUAUAUUGGGCGACACAAAAUGUCGUCACCAGUUGCUUGAACUUGGCCAGCUCUUAUGAAGCCGCUUCAUUGGGCUGGCGCUGGUUUUAUUGGGUAUACGUGAUUGCCAUUGGAGUAGGCUUGGUCAUUGUGCUCUUUGGAUGUUUUGAGACUAGGUACAAACGGCGCAUGCAAGUAUUGAAUGACCAGAUCAUAAUCACCGAUGACUUUGGGGUCACUCAUGUUCUCACUGGUGCAGAGGCUCAGGCUUUUAUGCAAAUGCAAAUCCCCGAGGAAAUCACGAUUGCGGAUGGCAAUACAAAAAAGAAGACUUAUGUGCAGAUGCUAAGUCCAGUCGGAAAAUCAACAAAGAAUCCAACACGGACAGUGCUUAUGGCGUGGUUCCACAUGCUUGAAGCAUUCUCAUCACCGGGAAUUCUUUAUGCCACCCUUGUAUCAUCGGUCGUUCUGGGAUCUUCGGUAGGAAUGUCACUGACCUAUGACACCGUGCUUCAGGGCUAUGGCUGGCCUGCUAAAAAUGUCGGUCUUAUCAACCUCGGUGGUGUGUUUGGUGGAUUCGGUGGCAUGCUAUAUGCUGGAGUCUUCGGAGAUUGGUUUAUCUUGCAAAUGGCAAAACGUUCUGGUGGCUUACAUAUCCCCGAGCGCCGUUUACUCCUGCUGAUCUUCCCGGGUAUACUUGCCGUGGUCUCCCUGUUGCUCUACGGAUUCACAGCGGACAACAACACAAGUUGGGGAGGGCCAUACAUGGGAUGGACCCUUCUUCAAGUCUCCUUUGUUUCUGUCUUGAUUUUGUCCACAUCAUUUGCUGCAGAAGCAUGGGAAAGAAACCCCGGGCCAGCCUUGGUGGCUGUCGUGGGAACCAAGAACAUCAUUGCAUUUGGUGUCAGCUAUGGGUUGACUCCCAUGGUAACCAAGUACAGUUAUUCAACUGCAAUGGGUAUCUUGGCUGGAGUUACCGGGGCAAUAUUUCUACUUGGUGUUCCUGUUUACUUCUUGAAUCCGGCUGUGAGUUCCUCUUCACUCGUUUUGAAAUCGUCUUGA